This is a messenger RNA of Didymodactylos carnosus, 1035 nucleotides long. NCBI's taxonomy places the organism in Eukaryota, Metazoa, Rotifera, Eurotatoria, Philodinida, Philodinidae. The record is from the annotation of a GenBank genome assembly.
AUGCUUUUGUCCUGUUCGUUCGAUAAUCGUCCAUGUAAUAUUUCGAGAGAUUUCAUUCGAUUUUCGUCUCAGAAGUACGGGAACUGCUUUACAUUUAAUGCACGGCGUAAACAUAUUGACCAGUUAAAACAGAUAACGGACGGCUUUGCUCCCGCAAAAUUAGUUUUAGACAUCUAUUUACAUGAACAUCAAUAUACAUCGCAUGUACAUAAAGUCGGUCUCGUUGCUCUCGUUCAUCACUAUAGUGAAUGGCCAGUAGUCGAUCGACAAGCAUUGUGGUUUCGACCUGGUGAAUCUCAUCGUAUUGGAUUUUCAAAAAAAUUAACAAAGUAUUUAUUACCACCGUAUACGGCUUGUACGUUUAAACUAGCUGACGAUCUGCAAGAAGUGUUCGAUGCACAUCAGGUCGAUUUCGACUAUUCACAAGACUUUUGUGAAUAUAUUUGUACGGAGCGCGAAAUUAUUUCUCGCUGUAAUUGUACGCGCCCAGGAUCGAUGUUAAGUUAUUUGACACUAAAUUCAACCUUAAAAUUUUGUGAUACGCUCGAAAGUACACAGUGUGUUUCAAAUGCAACUCAGCAAGUGAAAUGCCAGCACUGUGUACAACCAUGUACUGUCAUCCAGUAUCUAGUGCACUUAACAUCUGCACGUUUUCCUUCAUCCAAAUAUUUACAGACCGCGAAAAGUAAUGUUGAACGUGUUUUUAAACAACAUAAUAUCACAUUAGAUCCGAAUUGGUCUUCCGAAUGGAAACAGAUAAUCGAACAAAAUUACGUUCAAGUGGAAGUGGCACUUGAAAUGUAUAAUGUAGAAACAAUUCAACAAGAUGUUUCACAAUCAUGGCAACAGUUAGUUGCCGAUUAUGGUGGUCUCUGUGGUUUAUUCAUCGGUGUUAGUCUAUUGAGCCUCGUUGAAUUGUUGGAACUCAUUUACCGGUUGACAAAACACGCUUGUCGCUCAAAAUUGCAAACAUACAGUGACGGAAUGUUCCGAAGGCCCAAUGCAGUGACAGUACAAACAAUUUCAGCAUUAUAG